CUUGGGGAACGGGCGGUAUUUUUGGGAUUCGGUCUUUGGGGUACAGGCGAUUUAAGUAGCGUCGACCGAGGGGCACGGUCGCAGACCGGGUUGGUGCGAACAUGGUCGAUGCAAGCUUAGUCGAUGCGAAGCAGCGACUCGUGAAAAAGCUCGGUGCACUGCAGCAGCGUCCGUCUCGCUUUAAGUGCACUAGAGCGGUGCAUUGUGUUGAAGGGCGGUGCAUCUCGUUAGACGGCGGAGAAUCUCGUUAAACAGUGGAGCGUUGCGUUUCACUCACUACCACACACUACCACUCGCUAGUCCCCACUAAACCACCGUAACCAAUAUACGGUAAUCCCUCUUCUCUCCCUAUCCCCUUAACGCACUCCACACAGCUGCCCUCCACCACCCUCCACCGCCUUCCGUCUCCCUCCCCCUCCCUCCACCACCCUCGCCCUGCACUCUCUCUCUGCCAUGGAUAGCGCCAAGCUCAUCUUUGCAGAGCAGCUUGCUGGCUGCAGCACUGGUGACAAGGUUCGGUUUCUCGCGUGUGUUGAAGAAUACAAAGAUGGAAUUGUCGUGGUUCGCGACGGAGGACAUCGGAUCAAGUGCGAUGUGAGUGCUGUGCUGCCCCAAAUCCGAGUGUACCGGCACGAAUGGGUUCACUGUGUGGGCAGAAAGCGGGCAGACGACAGCGUGGACGUCCUCCUCUUCCAAUCGGCCGUCGGGAUGGACCUGGCUCGCUACCGGGAGAUGGUUGUUCGGCGACAGGCACAGGACGCUUUUCGGCCUUGACACUGGGAGCGACGAGAAACCGCUGACGAGUGGUCCCCCACCCUUCACGUGGGAUUAAUUUGCUCCCCCACGAACACCCACAUCCCUCCACUAACCACCACGUUCCCCCGCAUCCCUCCAGCCCAUCCCACAUCCCCUGCACUUGGUGUGCAUGUGCUAAUAUACAAGUAAGUAAGGAAGGAGAAACGGCGAUCCUUCCCGUCGGGCGUCUUGCCGCGUCUGCAGUCUGCGCCCCUAUAAUACAUCGACGCUGUUGUAUGUGCGUGUGUGUGCGUCGUCGUCGUUGCUGCGCGCGCGCGUGCUUAUAUUUGUCCGGUACUCGCAGCCCAAGCCUAUUUUUCCACGCCGCUGGAUGUCGAGUCGGAAAACUCGGUUUUCUCGUGGCCCAUCGGGUGGCCGCCGGCGCAC
Schizosaccharomyces japonicus yFS275 is the source of this 1182-nucleotide messenger RNA. Its product is annotated as nuclear telomere cap complex subunit Ten1. Gene Ontology annotation, molecular function: single-stranded telomeric DNA binding. Lineage: Eukaryota; Fungi; Ascomycota; Schizosaccharomycetes; Schizosaccharomycetales; Schizosaccharomycetaceae. Gene Ontology annotation, cellular component: telomere cap complex; chromosome, telomeric region; chromosome, telomeric repeat region. The coding region runs from base 454 to 774 and encodes 106 amino acids. The transcript has a single exon. Gene Ontology annotation, biological process: telomere capping. The record is from RefSeq and is a predicted model, not a curated record.